AUAUUCAUAGUUAUGCUUGACGGAGUGUAUUGUAUUUUUGCGAUUAUGAUCUAAUAUAACCUAAUUCGUAUACCUGUCGAUUGACGGUAGGUUAAACAUUAUAUAUAAAAUUGAAAAAAAUUCGUAUCUAUGUUGCAGACAAUUUUUCGUAGCUGCUAAAUAAAGAUAUGUCAUUCGACUGCCUCUCGUGAAACACGAUUCGAUAAAGUGUCGCAAUAUGUUCCCCAAACUUUUUCGUUGUCUCAUCAACGAUCUUCUAAUUCCGAGAAAUCAACAUGUGCGACAUGGUCAUCGGUUACGUGGAAAACCGCCGACACUCGCUCGUAAUUUGCAGCAACGUCUCGAGAAAUUGCGUCUCAAACGAGAGGAUCCGAAUGUGAAUUUCAAGGUGGACAUCGGCUUUCCAGUGUCGAAAGUCACCAGACGAAUGAUAUCGGGCAUGUGGUCGAAGGAGAUCUUGGAGCUUAGAAAAAAUCCUGAAUUAGAAAGAGCUUCGCGUAACAAGAAACUGUUGAUAGAUCUACAAAAAAUGCGAAAGGACUGGUUACAAAUCGAUGGACCUUUUCACAUUCACAGAAUAGCAGAACAUUACGGCAUCUAUAAACAUCUAUAUGAAGAUGCUUACUUCAUGCCAACUGUUCCAUUAGAUAUAAGUUAUGAACUUGAAAAUGAUCAAUUGACAAGAGUUUACAAUGGUAAUGUGAUCAAGCCAAGCGAAGCUUCUAAUGUACCUAAUGUGAAGUAUAACGCAAAGGCUGGAUCAUUGUGGACUCUAAUAAUGACUACACCGGAUGGUAAUUUGAACACAUGUAAUGAAUAUUGUCAUUGGUUUAUUGGCAACAUUCCUGGCAAUCGUGUGGAAGAAGGAGAAGAGCUGAUAGAUUAUCUAAGACCAAUAGCACCAUAUGGAAUUGGAUAUUGUAGAUAUAUCUUUGUAUUGUACAAACAAGACUGUCACAUAGAUUUCUCAGGAUAUAAAAAAACAAAGCCCUGUUUAAAUCUGAAAGAACGUGAUUGGAAAACACUGGAAUUUUACAGAAAACAUCAAGAUCAAAUGACGCCUGCUGGUUUAGCAUUUUUUCAAUCAGAUUGGGAUUCCUCCCUCAAAGAAUUCUAUUACAAUACGUUAAAUACAAAAAUGCCAAUAUUUCGGUAUAAUUUUCCUAAACCAUACAUUAGAAAACAAAAGUGGUUUCCUUUAAAACAACCUUUCAAUCUCUAUUUGGACAAAUACCGUGAUCCCAAACAGAUAACUAAGGAGUUUUUAUUGAGAAAAUUGAAGAAAGUUCAUCCUUUUAAUGGACCAGAGCCACCGCUGAAAUACCCAUUGAUUCUUCGAUCUAGUAAAUACAAGCCUUCUUGGUUGAAAUUCGAGAUAACAAAGAAGAGAAAGGGACAAGGUCGUGUUAACGAUCUCAAUGAAUACUAGUUAAUACAAAAUGAUGUGCCUCUAUAAUUUGCCUGCUACGAAGUUUGAUGUCUGUCCGCGUCGGAAUAGUGACAUCAACUGUCUCAUGUUCAACCAAUAGUCCUAUAAAAUCGUGUCAUUUAUAUAAAAUCCAUCAUUAAGAGAUUAUUGGUAUGUUAGAUAAAAAUGUGUAAAAUAUAUAUAU
Messenger RNA from Camponotus floridanus (Florida carpenter ant), 1613 nucleotides. It is a transcript of the gene mRpL38, whose product is annotated as 39S ribosomal protein L38, mitochondrial. Gene Ontology annotation, cellular component: mitochondrial large ribosomal subunit. Bases 218 to 1429 code for a protein of 403 amino acids. The transcript is spliced from 3 exons. The record is from RefSeq and is a predicted model, not a curated record. Lineage: Eukaryota; Metazoa; Arthropoda; Insecta; Hymenoptera; Formicidae.